ACACCGUACACAAUGCCUGAAGAAAAGCCAGCUGAAUUGAGACUCUGGGGUGGCCGUUUCACCGGUGCCUCCGACCCGUUGAUGGACUUGUACAACGCCUCCUUGCCAUACGAUCAGAAGAUGUACGAGGCCGAUUUAGAGGGGACCAAGGUCUACACUGAGGGCUUGGAGAAGUUGAAGUUGCUCACCAAGGACGAGUUGUCUGAGAUCCAUCGUGGGUUGGAGAUCAUCAAGGGGGAAUGGGCCUCCAACAGCUUUGUCGAGAAGGCAGGCGACGAGGAUAUCCACACCGCCAACGAAAGAAGAUUGGGCGAAAUCAUCGGUCGCAACAUUUCCGGGAAGGUCCACACCGGGAGAUCCAGAAACGACCAGGUUGCCACCGACAUGAGAAUCUAUGUUAGAGAAAACUUGAAGAAGAUGUCAGAGAUCUUGAAGUCUUUUAUCGAAACCAUUAUCAAUAGGGCCGAACAGGAGAUUGAUGUCUUGAUGCCUGGGUACACCCACUUGCAGAGAGCUCAGCCUAUCAGGUGGUCCCACUGGUUGUCCAUGUACGCCACCUACUUCACCGAGGAUUACGACAGAUUGCAACAGAUCAUUGAGAGAACCAACAAGUCUCCUUUAGGAGCUGGUGCAUUAGCCGGACACCCAUAUGGGAUUGACCGUGAAUACUUGGCCCAGGGGUUAGGUUUCAAUUCCGUCAUCGGCAACUCCUUGGUCGCUGUUUCCGACAGAGACUUUGUCGUCGAAACCUUGUUCUGGUCUACUUUGUUCAUGAACCAUAUCUCCCGUCUUUCUGAAGAUAUGAUUAUCUACUCUACUGGUGAAUUUGGUUUCCUCAAGCUAGCCGACGCCUACUCCACCGGUUCCUCCUUAAUGCCACAGAAGAAGAACCCAGACUCGUUGGAGUUGUUGAGAGGCAAGUCCGGAAGAGUUUUCGGCUCCCUUUCUGGGUUCUUGAUGUCCAUCAAGUCCAUUCCAUCCACCUACAACAAGGACAUGCAAGAGGACAAGGAACCGCUCUUUGAUGCUUUGACUACCGUCGAACAUUCCAUCUUGAUUGCCACCGGUGUCGUUUCGACCUUGUCUAUCAAUGCUGACAAAAUGGAGGAGGCAUUGACCAUGGACAUGUUGGCCACCGACUUGGCUGAUUAUUUGGUCAGAAAGGGAGUUCCGUUCAGAGAGACUCACCACAUUUCCGGUGAGUGUGUGAGAAAGGCCGAAGAAUUGGCCUUGUCCGGGAUUGACAAGUUGUCCUUAGAACAGUUCCAGGCCAUCGAUGAGAGAUUCAAUGCCGACGUCACUGACGUGUUCGAUUUUGAGGUGUCUGUUGAGAGAAGAGAUGCUACCGGUGGCACUGCUAAGAGCGCUGUGUUGAAGCAAUUGGCUACCUUGAGGACGGCCUUGAACUAAGCGGGCCUGAAUUGUAUAUUAGUGUCCAAUAGAUGUGUUACGAUAUAGUGGAACAGCUGGUAUUAACGCCUUAUAAUUGGUUAUACGCGGAAUGACUUUUGGCGAUGAAAGCCAACUGACGGUAGGAGGAGGGUGGGGAAUGACUAAACGAACCUUGGAAAGUAAAGUGACCAGGCAUUAACCAUCUGAUGCAUUGCGUAUCGACACUCGACGCCCUGCACUAUCCAAUCUAAGGUAAAAAAAAGCUGGGCCUGUAAUUAUGGAAUAAAUAUAUUUAUAUCAAGCAGAAUGACAGUG
Babjeviella inositovora NRRL Y-12698 is the source of this 1707-nucleotide messenger RNA. It is a transcript of the gene ARG4, whose product is annotated as argininosuccinate lyase. Gene Ontology annotation, cellular component: cytosol. NCBI's taxonomy places the organism in Eukaryota, Fungi, Ascomycota, Pichiomycetes, Serinales. The record is from RefSeq and is a predicted model, not a curated record. The transcript has a single exon. The coding region runs from base 13 to 1410 and encodes 465 amino acids. Gene Ontology annotation, molecular function: argininosuccinate lyase activity.